GUGUUGGUGUGGUAUCCAGAGUCUUCGCUCCUCGAGGACUCACAACGUAUUUGCCAUCACAUUCAUCAUACCGACAAUGCCUUCGUCUAAAGUUUGGUUCAUCACCGGUUCGUCGACAGGCUUCGGCAGGGCCAUGACGGAGCACGUCCUCGCCAAGGGCGACAUCGCCGUCGCGACUCUGCGCUCACCCGAGGUUCUCGCGGAGCUGAAGUCGAAGCACAGCGAGGACAAGCUCCUCGUCCUCAAGCUCGACGUCUCCAAGCCGCACGAGAUCAAGGAUGCCUUCGCCGCCGCGGUCAAGCGAUUUGGCCGCGUCGACAACGUGUUCAACAACGCCGCGUAUGGCAUAUUCGGCGAGGCGGAGGCCGUUCCUGAGGACACGGCACGGGCGAUGUUCGACGUGAACCUGUGGGGCGCCAUCAACGUGAGCAAGGAGGCCGUCCGCGUCAUGCGCGAGGUCAACAAGCCCGCUGGAGGACGCUUGUUGCAGAUAUCGUCGGUUGCGGGCAUCCAGGGAUUCACCGGUCUUUCCUUCUACUGCGCCUCAAAGAGUGCUCUCAAUGCAUUUAGUGAGGCUUUGUCGAAGGAAGUUGACCCUGAAUGGAACGUCAAGGUCAUCGUGGUCGAGCCCGGAGCGUUCCGUACCCCAGCGCUCUCCAAGAUUAUCAUCGCCUUGCCUCACCCGGCCUACGAGAAACCUUUGGGAGCCUUGCGCGCCAACUACGAGUCCGAGCUACACGACUGGCAUAGCAUGCAGGAUCCCGUCAAAGCUGUCGAGGUACUCCACAGGAUUGCGGCGCUGCCUGACCCACCGCUCUUCCUCCCGUUCGGCACGGACGCCAUCGAGAUGGCGAAGAAGAAGUAUGCCGAGAUGGUGAAGGGUACGGAAGCUGUUGCUUCGUGGUCCGAGGAGUUGCGCAUAGUGGGCGGCGACGCCUGAACACAAUACUCUUCGUUUCGUCGUAUAUGAGCGUUGUUCGCUGCGUUGAUGGAAUCGAAAUAUUA
Rhodofomes roseus is the source of this 1005-nucleotide messenger RNA. RefSeq lists its product as uncharacterized. The coding region runs from base 77 to 940 and encodes 287 amino acids. Gene Ontology annotation, molecular function: oxidoreductase activity. The record is from RefSeq and is a predicted model, not a curated record. NCBI's taxonomy places the organism in Eukaryota, Fungi, Basidiomycota, Agaricomycetes, Polyporales, Fomitopsidaceae. The transcript is spliced from 4 exons.